Peronospora farinosa is the source of this 222-nucleotide messenger RNA. The record is from the annotation of a GenBank genome assembly. Lineage: Eukaryota; Oomycota; Peronosporomycetes; Peronosporales; Peronosporaceae.
AUGGACACUUUCCGUACGAAUUCGAACAACGCCCAGCUACAACUCAGCUCCUUUUUAUCCCUCGACGCUGACGAUGAGAUGGCGCAGCUUAUUCUGGAGGAAAUAUCGUACAUGCGACGCUCGUUUACUGGUGUAGCAGCCGAGAUUGCAAGUUCUCCGUCAUGCUCUUCACCUACUGGACUUAAUGCCAUCUCGGAAGACGACGAAGAAGAGGAAGACUAG